UCUGUGGAACACAGGAAGAGGCAACCAUGAAUAAUAGCACCGAGGCAGUCUCUCUAUGACUUGCUUUCAUUCCAUUUUGUGGGUUCUGAGAUGGCUGAUGAUGCUAAGGUGGGAGCUGCAGAUUCCUCUGGAUGCGGCAGGAAGCCAUUGACAGGAUAUUCACAGAGACUUUCUGGUACAUUCUCUCGAGUCUUGAGAUGAACAAGUCGAUGAGUCACGGUGUUGGUCAUCACGACAUGCACAUGUCCUCUGGUGGCCAUGGGCACAACUCAACACCUGCGCCAGGGCCUGGCCAUGGACAUGGUUCUGGUGGCAUGAUGCAAAUGACAUUCUACUUUGGAUACAAAGGCGUGGAGCUACUCUUCCCUGGGGUGUUGAUCAAUUCGGUUGGAGGGAUGAUUGGAGCCUGUGUGGUUGUCUUCCUGGUUGCAAUAAUUUAUGAGGGUCUGAAAAUCAGUCGAGAAUGUUUGCUUCGGAAAUCGCAGGUUAAUGUCCGUUAUAACUCCAUGCCUGUUCCUGGACCAAAUGGGACAGUGUUAAUGGAAACACACAAAACUGUUGGACAGCAGAUGUUCAGCAUUCCCCACCUCAUCCAGACUGGACUGCAUAUUGUACAAGUUGUCAUCAGUUACUUCCUCAUGCUGGUCUUCAUGACCUACAAUGGUUACCUCUGCAUCGCAGUGGCAUUGGGCGCAGGUGCUGGAUAUUUUCUCUUUAGCUGGAAGAAAGCUGUUGUGGUGGACAUUACAGAACACUGUCAUUAACGCCAGCUAGCAGUGGCAAUCCUAAAGAAUGAAUGUCCUCAGUACAACGGUCUAAUACACAGACACAAUAAUAUACCUAUAUAUAUAUAUAUAUCAAAUCUAUCUUCCCCUCUCUUUUAAUGUGUGUGUUCAGACUCUAGUUUAAAGACUAUUUGUUUAUUUUUGCACCUUAAUUACCAUCAGGGAAUGGUUGCCAUUUACCUUCCUGCAGACUGAUACUGAUGCAUGAUGUAUUGGUGCUGAGGCAACUGCAAAGACUGAAGUCUGAGCACAGAUUAAACCCACCAGUCAUUGAUUUAUCUGGAGUCACGUGUAAAGUAGUUACCUUCUCUCAUACUUUGUAACAUUCUCAUCAAAUUAUUUGUUGGAUUCUAGUUUGACUAUUAAUGCAUUAAUCCCAUUGAUUUUAAUUUAGAAAUAGUUGCCUCAAAUGUUUUUUUUUGUUGAAGAGAGGAUCAACAUAAAAAAAAAAUGGUUAGUGUCUAAAAUGAGGCUCUGCUUGGUCAAUUAUCCCUCUCUGCCUGCCUCUGCCCACCUCUGCAAGCGUGGCCGUCUCUGCCCACUUCUGCACACGUGGCCGUCUCUGCCCACCUCUGCACACGUGGCUCUCUGCCCCAGCCAUGCCUUCCCAUGCUCUCUUGACCAAUACUUAACAACUAUUGAUAGUCACUUAAUAACUAGUGUCUAUAUAUAACUUUCGAUCAUUUCAUCCUUAAAACAUUCAUAGUAUAUUUUGAUGACGUUAUUGGUAUCUGAUUUUUCAUGAACACUUUUCAAUUUUUAAAUCUAAACCAAGAAACACAUCCACGAGGAAAUCUGCAGAUGCUGGAAAUUCAAGCAACACACACAAAAAGUGCUGGUGAACCAGGCGGGCCAGGCAGCAUCUAUAGGAAGAGGUACAGUCGACUUUUCAGGCCGGGACCCUUAGUCCUGAUGAAGGGUCUUGGCCUGAAAUGUCGACUGUACCUCUUCCUAUAGAUGCUGGCUGGCCUGCUGUGUUCACCAGCAUUUUUUAUGUGUGUUGCAAGAAACAUAUCUGUAUUUUUCACCUCUCUAUCGUCCAGCCUCCAUACCAGCCUGUCGUCCAAUAAAAUAGUCUGAACUUCAGAUAUCCUUGAUUUGUACUUGUGCAGUGGACUUGUAUUACUUUUAAACUUGCAUAUUGAUUCCAGAUUGCUGUGUGGAAUCACUUGGUAGUUAUGAUAGGAAUUUUAUUCCUUAUUGGCACGGAGAGAAUUUAUAUUACUGUCAACUGGAGGACUGGAAGACUCCUUUUAAUUUUCUUAGAUGCUGCUGAAUCUGCACAGGCAUAGUACAAAUCUUUUUCUGGGACCAAUAGGAAUGAACAUAGUCUUCCUGAAUUUAUUUUUAAAUGUAUUUUUAAUAAGCUUGGGACUAUCAUAGGCUUGACCAAUUAAGUGAUUAGUCUACAUUACUGGAAAGAGGAGUCAAGUCCUUACGACUAAAGCAGAAAAGAAAAUGCUGGAGCGGCUGGGGGAGCUCUUGUGAGAAGAGAAAGAGAGUUAACAUUUCAGGUCAAUAAUCAUUUGUUAGCUUAUCAAAACAUUUUCUGAGGAAAUUGUCUGAUCCAAUGUAGGUAGAUGACUUAAAUUGUUAAAUGGUUCUCUCUCCUCCAAUGAUGCCUGACCUGCUGAGUAUCUUCACCUUUUUAUUUUUAUUUCAUUAUCUACAAUUCUUUUGUUUUCCUUAAAAUUACUUGUCCUGUUUCAGUUCUAAAUGAUACGGAAAACAUUUUUGAUGCCUUCUUCACAUAAUCAUUUGAAUGGGAAAACUGUCUGUAAAGCAACGAUGUGGAUUUCUGUGGUUCUGCUAGAAUAAAAUGGGUAACGUCCUUUUUCAAAUAACUGUACUGAAGUUUCACACGCUGGGAUAAUCUGUCAUAUCUCGAGCAGUUGAGUUUGUAGUCUGUUCCAUCAUGGAGAUGUCACGGUUAAAUGAGAAUGUUGCUUUCAUUCUGCAUCUUCCGCCGGGUUAGUGGAUUGCUUGGCUUUUUCCCUAGCCUUACUCUGACCUACAAUGGUGAAUGUAGAACACCAAAAUAUUCUCCUCCAAGGGUCACUUUACUGUUUGGUUUCUUAAGACAGCGGACAAUGUGCUUGCUCAUUGAGCCGCCUUUUAAGUCAUGUCCUUCUCCCCAAUAGAACUUAAAGGGCAGCACCGUUCAACAAGUGGUAAAGUGUUAGGGAAGUAAAGAAAAGUGAAAUACUUCCCCAUCUGAGCUGCUAAUUAUUCCAAGAACCGAACUAUUUCAUUGGUUUGGAUUAUUGCCGCCUUUUGAUGGUCCACUGCUCUCUUUUGUUAUUGAUAUAUGGAUUAUAGCUGAUGGAAUGAGUACUGCAGUCAAAUACUUUUGUUGCAACACAUCCACUUUAUUCUUAUGGAGGUAAUUAGAGCAGGGUGGAAUUUUAAUGUACUGUUAUUUGUUUAAAAACUGAGGCACUAUGCAUUUUGACUUGAAGCUUGCUGUCAGAAAAAUGGGGAUACUAAGUGGAAAAAGCCAACACUUUGUUAAUCAGAUCCAUCCAUGUUACCAUUGGUGCUCUUUUGAACCAAUGUAAGAAUGGAACAGAGUUUAGUUCUGCAGAAAAAUAAACUUGAUUUAUUUGGCUGUGUACAACUGAAACACUACAAAUCCUGACUAGUUUGGUGAUGACCCAGUCAUUUAGGGGUGAAAAUACUGAUUGAUAUUACAUGUAAUUCUAGAACAAACUUUGAAUAAUGUAGCUGUGCUAUUCUUGCAACAUGCUGAAGAAAUCAAUUUUUAAUGUAUAGUUAUCCACCAUGUCAAUUUUUUCAAAAUAAUUCUGCCUUUAUCUUGCCCCUUUCUCUUAGUCUGUUUUUGUAAAUCUUGAAAUAUCAAGUACCUCUGGCUGGCUUAGUGCUUUGCGUAGACAGGGCGGCUCACAGUGACCAACCUGCAGCUGAUGACCACAAUGUGCAGGAUGCAGAUUUGUGUCGCAAUUCACAAUGUCCUUUGGGCUGGUCAGUGGAGAGUUACACACCUGCAUCAAGGUGCAUGUACGUCUGAAUCUUUCUGGAGUGAUUUGAAAGAAACUUGCUUUCUUGAAAGAAAUCAAUUUAUUAAAAUGUAAACUUUCCCAAAAGAACAAGUGGAAGGAAGUUACUGGGGAUUUUUGAAAUGAAAUUUGGCUCCAGACUGUAUAUACUGGUUAUGCACUGUUGGUUUCUAUGCUGCCUUAUCCUGGAUUAGACGCUGAUGUGUAAUUGAUUGUGCCAUUUCACAUCCAUUUUGCCAAAAAUCAGCACUGAUGGAAAAUUUUAAACACAAAGUAUUUUAUUUCUGGGAUGAAUGACCAACCAAAUGUAUAAAUUGUGAAAGAUCUGACUAGGAAAUUCUGUACUUAUUUGUAGUAGUUUUAGAUUUAUCAACCUUGUUUAAGGUGCUACACAUCACCUCUUGCUGCACUUUUCCCAAAUAUUCCUCCAUGUUCAUUUGAAGCUCAGUGCCUUCAGUAUCUCCUCAAAUCAUGAGCAAAGAUUUCCAUAGUUUACACCUUUCAUUGUUUCUCUGUGGUCUGGCUAAUUCAUAGAAGUCCUGAUGACUCCUCUGACACCCCAACACCUUAGUGUUACAAUGUUACCUUUGUGGUGAUUUUUCAUGAUCAGUACUUUUGAUAACCAGUACUUUUGAGAGCUGUAUAAUUUUUGCCGGAAAAAAUGUAUCAUGCUUAUUUUCAAUAAAUGUUU
Messenger RNA from Mobula hypostoma (lesser devil ray), 4493 nucleotides. It is a transcript of the gene slc31a1, whose product is annotated as solute carrier family 31 member 1. The coding region runs from base 132 to 764 and encodes 210 amino acids. Gene Ontology annotation, molecular function: copper ion transmembrane transporter activity. The transcript has 6 exons. NCBI's taxonomy places the organism in Eukaryota, Metazoa, Chordata, Chondrichthyes, Myliobatiformes, Myliobatidae. The record is from RefSeq and is a predicted model, not a curated record. Gene Ontology annotation, cellular component: plasma membrane. Gene Ontology annotation, biological process: copper ion transmembrane transport.